GACCUGUAAAUCGCAGCGAUGGCGUCAAGCGUAAUCAUAAGUGUGACAUUUCUAUUGAUUACGGUUCUGACUGCUGACUGCACGCCAUCUCCUCCACUGAAUGCCGCAGGCAACUUUGUUCAGUGUUUUGCUUCCACUGAUUGUUCUGGUAGUCCGUCAUCUAUCACUGCCACUGCCAAACAGUGUUGUAUUGGUAGUGAUGAUUCCUUGUCUUACAUGACUCCUGAUGGCUGUAACAGGUGUAUUGUUCAUGGUUUUAGGAAGGCAAAACUCGAUAUUACUGAAGGACAGGAUGGAAAUAUUGAGUUUCUCAAGAAUGUGAAGGGACAAUCACGUUAUGGGAGACUAGGACUGCCUCUCUUAGGAAAUAUCACAUCCACAGCAGUAACUGCAGGGGCCAGUGACUUCAGUGACAUUGGGGUGAUAGAAACUGACAACGAAGGACAGGCAGUCUUUACUAUAACUGCCAAUGAUGAUGACACAGUAUUAGAGAGUAUUGAAUCUGUGAGACUAAAGUUUACAGCAUUCUAUACCCAAUUCACGGAAGAGCUAGAGAGUGUUGGAGAAUACAUUAGAGACAUGGCAUAUGUACACAUUACUGACAAUGAUGGUGACCCUUGUUUUAUUGGGUUCACUCUGGGGCAGUACACUGUCAGUGAAGGUGCUGAUUCUGUUAGUGUUUGCAUCAACCUAACAUGUCCUGCCAACAAGACCAACUCCAUCAGAAUGGAGGUGUACUCUGAUGAUACUGUUGCUGUCCCUCGCCCACUGGCAAAUGGUAACUUUCCCAGCAUUGAAUGUGAGUAUACAGCGGAGGACUUUGACGAUUAUGAGCAACAAAUUCGUGGCUGUAACAAAAUGCAGUCGGUGACUAUAGAAGAAGGAGAGACAUUGUGUUAUGACCAGAUAAUCUAUGAUGAUGCACGUGUGGAGCCAACAGAGUAUACUGGCCUCACACUUCUUAUUAAAGAUGCUACAGCUGCCACCGUUAUUGAAAGAGGGCACACUGUCAUACGGAUUGAGGAUGAUGAUUCUGGUGUAGUCGGUCUAGAAAGUGGAUAUUUCUUUUCGGAAUUAGCUGGGUCAUUUCAAAUGUGUGCUACAUGGCGAUCACCCACAAGUACAAGAUGCCCCUUUGAACAUUCUUUUAGUGUUCCACUGUCUAUAGACAGAUAACAGUGCUGAUAUUGGAUCUCUGUUAGAUCCCUUGUCAUUGCUUUUUGAAGAUUGCCAACAGAGAUCAUGCGUAGACAUACUUAUCCAUGAUGACCACACACUAGAGGAUCUUGUUGAGGUGUUCACAGUUAGUUUGGAAGCAGUACCAGAUCUGAGUGACAGGAUUAUCCUGAAUCCCGCAGAGUCCAGAGUUUUAAUCAUUGAUGAUGAUGUGCUUCACAUCAGUGUUGAGGAUUUUAGCAUCAGUGAACGUAAUUCAUCUGUUGAGGUGUGUGCUCGGUUGAGUUCUGAUCCUGAAACAUGUCGCGUUGAUUUCGAGUUCAACGUUGUUUUCUCUACUCAGGAUGUAACUGCAACAUCAGGUCAUGAUUAUGAGUCAAUAUCUACCACUGUAAGAGCAAUGCCUUGUCAGCCAGUCAUCUGCACAGAAGUUACAAUCAUUGAUGAUGACACGGUAGAGUUGCUGGAGAAGACUUUCACUGUUCGACUGGAAAGAACUCCUGGUCUUGACUACAGGAUCUCACUUGAAGAUACACCUGCAACCAUCACCAUCACUGAUGAUGAUGUUACUAGGUUUGGUCUGAGGGACACUGAUCUUGAAAUUUAUGAUAAUGAGACAGAGAUUGAAGUGUGUGUUGAGGGAAAGCCACCCUACAACAUUGCAGUUUGUCCGGUGGGAUUUCAUUUCAAUUUGAAAGUUUCCGUUCAAGGUGAUAAUGAUGGAACUGGUGAUGACUACAUUACUAUGACUGUUGAACAAUGUGCCAUCCGAAAGUGUGUUCUGGUUCCUGUGAAUAUCUCUGCUGUCAAUCAACUCAGUAUCAACCUGGAACCUCCAGCCAAUCACGAUAACAGAAUUGAGCUUGUUGAUGUGAAGCACAAUAUAACUAUUUCGUCUACUUUCGUGGCAACAGUGGAAUUUGCGAGACGGUCAUUGACUGUACAAGAGGAGGAUGGUAGAGCUGAAGUGUGUGUGUUAGUUACAGCUCAUGGUCAUCAUUCAGAGUUAUCCAUCUCCAUUACCCUCUCAACUUCAGAUGUCACAGCAGUGGCAGGCCAGGACUACAAGUCGCUACAGUCGAUCCUCAGAUUGGACCCUUGUGAAGAGAAAGCCUGUUUUGAUGUGGCCAUUAUUAAUGAUGUGAGGGUAGAAGAUAUGGAACAGUUUACUCUUAGUCUAGUCUAUGAUGUUGGAAGUGGUGGUGAUGUUAUCGUAAAAGAAGACAAGGUUGAUAUCUGGAUCAAUGAUACUGAUGAAGCCUUAGUGCAGUUGGAAAGGGAGCACUACUCUUUAAUCGAAGGAGAAGAAUGUGAAAUAUGUGCCAUUUCAUUAGUUGCUGUGGAAACAGAGAUUUGCAUCAGAUUUAAAAUCCGUAGGAUAAAAGUGAAAAUCAGUAUUACAUUUCCCCAACCAAGUUGUGCGAUAUUCCGUGUUCAAGAUAACAAUAUCCUUGAGAAUCCCUCUACAAGACCUAUAACACUAGAAAGCGAUGAUAGUAGGAUAUCUAUAAUUCGGAAUGGAUCGAUCACUAUCAGAGACAAUCCCAGUUUUGAAGCUACUGUGGGACUGGAUAAUAUGACAUAUACUGUGAAGGAAGAUUAUUUACAACUUAAUGUCUGUGUUGUGGUGUUUUCUCCGACCACUGCCUGCCCUAUCGCCUUCCCCUUUGAGCUGAUACUUGCUGCAAAUCCAGGCACUGCAUUCCAAGGACGUGAUUAUACACUCAAUGACAGGGCUCUGAAUUUUGGUGAAUGCAGUAAGAAGGAAUGUCUGACAGUAGACAUCAUUGAUGACGACCUCAUUGAAGACACUGAAACCUUUACCAUCACUCUACAACCACCAAGUCAAGACUUCACUGAGCGCAUCAUUCUAAGUCCUAAUGUGACUACUGUUACCAUUGAAGAUGAAGAUAUGGCCAUUGUCACUUUUGACAGAACAGAGUAUAUUGUCCAGGAAACAAGUGGCAGUCUAACAGUCUGUGCAAGUGUGAUUAGCCCUCGAGUGUCUUGUCCAGUCACCAUUCCCUUCUCCCUGACCUUACUCAUUUCCGAUAACACUGCCUUAAAUGGCUCAGACUAUGUGACAUACAGAGUGCAAACAAUAGAGUUUGCCCGUUGCAGGAGAAGUGCGUGUGCUCCCCGUCGUAUUUCCUUUGUCAACGAUCCCUAUAAUGUGCAAGUGGAGAAUGUGGAGUUUUUUACCCUCUCCCUCCUCAGUGAUGUUCCUCUGGUCAAACCUGAUCCCAGCACUGUUGUUGUCACAAUCCGUGAUGAUUCAGAAAGGGCUUGUAUCCGACUGGAGAAAACAACAUUUACUGUAACAGAAGGAGUGAAUGAGACUGUGAGAAUAUGUGCAGAGAUUUACGACCCCACACCAGACCGGAGCUCCUGUCCAGUUGUCUUUGACUUUGAAAUAAAUCUAUCAGUUGAUGGGGAGGACUUCCCAAUGGCAUUUGGGCCGUGUUCUCACAGAGCAUGCGUGUCCGUUCCAAUUGACGAUGAUGAACAACUUGAGCUGACAAAAACAUAUACAUAUCGACUGGAGAGAACUGAUGAACUUGACAGAAGGAUCGACAUCAACACCACAUCAGGAACACUCACAGUCAUUGAUGACCCCACAGAUGAGGCGGUAUUAAAGCUGGAACAACCAGCAUACAGUGUCCAUGAAGAAAGUAGAAGUGUUACAGUCUGUGUUGAAGUUUGCAGACCAGUAAUAGAUACUCCAAUCGAUUUCUCCUUCUCCGUUCUCCUCAACACUAUUGACGGCACUGCUGUCAGCACACCCCGGGGAGAUUUCAGAGCUGAUUUCAGUGCUUUACAAAGAAGACCACUCUAUUUUUCUGUUCGUGAGACGAGAGAGUGUUACAACAUACCCAUCACCAAUGACGACACCCAAGAAGACACAGAGACGUUUACUGUCACUGUCAAUAGGACCUCUAGUCUGGACCCCAGGAUCAGAUUAGAAGACAAUGUGGCAGUGGUGUCCAUCAUUGAUGCUGACAUUGCUACAGUGGAGUUUGAAAGUACGGCGUACAGUGUGAGAGAGAAUGCUGGACAAGUGCUAGUGUGUGUGGCUAUCACCAGUCGACAUUCCUACUGUCCUGUGGGCCUAUGACUUCUCACUAGUACUCAUGAGCGAUGGAGGAAGUGCAGGUAAGAUAAGUCCUCAUUUCAGUAAGUUACUGUUG
Messenger RNA from Geodia barretti, 4364 nucleotides. The record is from the annotation of a GenBank genome assembly. NCBI's taxonomy places the organism in Eukaryota, Metazoa, Porifera, Demospongiae, Tetractinellida, Geodiidae.